Molecule: messenger RNA, 4568 nt
Organism: Malaclemys terrapin pileata
Lineage: Eukaryota; Metazoa; Chordata; Testudines; Emydidae
Product: zinc finger protein 501-like
Exons: 3
Coding region: 299-1516 (405 amino acids)
Source: RefSeq, a predicted model, not a curated record
AGGGUUUUGUGCCGCUCGAGCUCUGGGCAUGCGCAGAUCGGGGGCAAGUCCCGCAUGCGCAGAGGCAGCGCUCACCCGCUGCUGCUCCCUGGCGCUGCGGGGCCGGGCGGAGCAGGAGGGUCUGUGCCGGGGAGACCCAUUAACCCCCCCGUGCCCGGCCCGCGCCCUGCUCCCGCUGGGGCCGCCCCGGGCUCUGCCCGCCCCGCUGCGGCGCUGCAGCCUCCAGGGUUUCCAAUUUCCAAACCUGAUGUGAUCUCCCAGCUGGAAUUAGGGGAACAGCCGUGGAUCUCAGACCUCUAUGGCUCUGAAAAAAGUGCUCCGGAGAGCUGCCUGCACAGGGAGUGACCUACGUCUGGAUUCCCUCUGUCUCCCAUCAGGUGACGGGAUGGUGAGUGAGAACAAGGAGACACCCCAGCAGGAAGAUGCUGAGCAAGUAGAACCACAUGGGAUGUUAUCAGGAAGAUCCAAAGGGAAUGUUUCCAGGAGUUGUGCACUCCCAGAAAAAGAAAAAGCCUGUGAGACUCAGCACAGGCCAGAGGAAAACUUCAGUAGCCACUCAGAUCUUAUUACAUGCGAGAGAAUCAACUUGGAAGAGACACGCUACAUAUGCCAUGAGUGUGGGAAAAGCUUCAAUGGGAGCUCUGACCUUCUCACACAUCAGAGAAUCCACAGGGGAGAGAAACCCUACAUGUGCUCUGAGUGUGGGAAAAGCUUCACUCGGAGCUCACACCUUAUCAGACAUAGGAGCAUCCACACAGGAGAAAUGCCCUACAAAUGCUCUGAGUGCGGGAAAAGCUUCAAUCGGCGCUCAAGCUUUAUUAGACAUCAGAGAAUUCACACAGGAAAAAAACCCUACACGUGCUCUGAGUGUGGGAAAUGCUUCAGUUAUAACUCAGUCCUCAUCUCACAUCAGAGAAUCCACACAGGAGAGACACCCUACAUAUGCUCUGAGUGCGGGAAAAGCUUCAAUCAGAGCUCAAGCUUUAUUAGACAUCGGACAAUCCAUACUGGAUGGACACCCUACACAUGCUCUGAGUGCGGGAAAUGCUUCAGUUAUAGAUCAGCCCUUAGCACACAUCAGAGAAUUCACACAGGUGACAAACCCUAUGGAUGCUCUGAGUGUGGGAAACGCUUCAUGGAUAAUUCAGCCCUCAUCACACAUCAGAGAAUCCACACAGGAGAGAGACCCUACAUGUGCUCUGAGUGUGGGAAAAGCUUCAAUCAGAGGUCAAACCUUAUCAGACAUCGGACAAUCCACAUAGGACAGACGCCCUACACAUGCGCUGAGUGUGGGAAAAGUUUUAAGCAGAGCUCUGCCCUGAUCACACAUCAGAGAAUCCACACAGGGGAUGUGCCCUACACAUGCUCUGAGUGUGGGGAAUGCUUCAGUUAUAGCUCAGCCCUCAGCUCACAUCAGAGAAUCCACAGUGGAGAGAUGUCCUACACGUGCUCUGAGUGCGGGAAAAGCUUCAAGCAGAGCUCAAGCCUUAUUAGACAUCAGAAAAUCCACGCAUGAGAGAACUGUAAUAAAUGCCUCGACUCCGGCUGGCCAAAGAUUGUUUUUAAAAAAAUCACAUUUGCGAAUUCCCACAUAGCGACCUUUGCACCAUCUGCACCGUGGUCUCUCAGCUCCCCUAGAUGAGUUGCCUGCUUCUGCCUUUUGCAGCUCCCCAUUCUUUGGGGUCAGUCCUGUGAUUUUUUUUUUUCUAUCAACUCUUUUCCUUUUGAGUCGUAGGAGUGUGUCCCUCCAGCCAGGAAUGUUCAUCAGCUCCAAGUGGGGGAGAGAGAUUUGAUCCCAACAAGCUACACUGAGGCAAAAACUACUUGGGCCUGACAUCCACUAGGACUGUACGUGGCGUUGGCUGUUCAAGUUAUUGAUCUUGGUGUAAAAAGACAAUUCUAAUUGUAGUGCAGAUGCAGCCCAGGUGCAGUGGGUUGGCAUUAGCUUUCCCCUUGACCUGACCUAAACUCCAUCACUUUUCCUAGUCUAAACAAACCCUGAGCAUCACGGUUAUACUGUCCCUGCAUUUCAAAACAAUUGUUAGUUAUCAAGUUCCCCCUUUGGGAACAAUUUUUUUCAUUCCCAUUUGCUCUGAUGUUGCUUCAGGUUGUGCUGGAGUCCAGAUAUUUUUACUACCAUUUUCCUCACUUAAAAUAUAUUGAACUAUAACAGAGAGCAGGAACAGGGCACGGAUAGGAAAAUGUCAUUUCACUCUCUGUAACAACACAAGAAGAUAGGGUAAGUCAGAGGGAUUCCCUUAUUCGCCAUCACCAUCCCAACCCCCCUGUUGUUAAACUGGUUAGGUCAAUAUUUUUUCUAAAGGGCUGGGAAGAGAAUUUCCUUGUAAUGACUUGGAACUAGGCAAAGUACCCAUGCAUUGGGCUCCCAAAGCAGUUGUGUCCCAGGCCCUGCAGGAGGUCAUUCCUGAAGAGAUCUCCUUCCUAAUCCGUUAGGAAUCAUGUGCUUACUAUUUGGGAAAUGCAAUCCCUAUCUAGGUAGGGAUGGGGAAAAUGGAAGUGACAUUUCUAUUCAGCUCACCGCUGUCAGAUGCUGCAAAUGUGUAGAAAAUGAAAUCCGUGUUGAAUGUGAUAUAGCUGCAGAAAGAUACCUAUUUUCAAUAGAUACCUGACAUGUGGUGUCUUACAGGGAUUCUAAAUCACUCCUGAAUUUAGUCCCUAAUUUGAAUCUGUGCCACCAGAUUAAGGAAAUAAAAGGGCAUAUUUGAGGGAGUUAUACCUCAUUUUCACUACUGAGGGUAUGUCUACACUACGAGAGUAGUUCAAUUUUACUUAAAGUGAAUUUGUGGAACCAAUAUUACAAAGUCGAACGUGUGUAUCCACACUAAGGAAAGUAAUUCGACUUUGUGAGUCCACACUAAUGGGGCAAGUGUCGACAUUGGAAGCGGUGCACUGUGGGUAGCUAUCCCACAGUUCCCACAAUCCCCGCUGCCCAUUGGAAUUCUGGGUCGAGCCCCCAAUGCCUGCUGGGACAAAAAAAUAUGUCAAGGGUGGUUUUGGGUAACUGUCGUCAUUCAACCCUCUCUCCUUCCCUCCCUCCGUGAAAGUGCUGGCGAGCAAUCAGUUUGCGCACUUUUCUGGUGAUUGACAGCACGGAUGCCGCAGCACUGCGAGCAUGGAGCUCGCUGCAAUCAUCGCUGCAGUUAUGGCCGUUGUCAACAGCUCGUGCCUUAUCAUCCACCCUUUUCAGAGGCAGAUGCUGAGAAAUCGGGUGAGGAGGCUACGGCAGCGCGGUGAGGACAUGAAGUCUGAGAGGGGCACAGACCUCUCACAAAGCACGGGACCCCGCGCCGUGGACAUCAUGGUGGCAAUGGGUCAUGUUGAUGUUGUGAAACGGCGAUUCGGGGCCCGGGAAACAAGCACGGACUGGUGGGACCGCAUAGUGCUGCAGGUCUGGGAUGAAUCCCAGUGGCUGAGAAACUUUCAGAUGCGUAAGGGAACUUUCCUGGAAUUUUGUGAGUUGCUGUCCCCUGCCCUGAAGCACAAGGACACCCGGAUGCGAGCAGCCCUGACUGUCCAGAAGCGAAUGGCCAUAGCCCUCUGGAAGCUUGCAAUGCCAGACAGCUACCGGUCAGUCGCGAAUCAAUUUUGAGUGAGCAAAUCUACCGUGGGGGUUGCUGUGAUGCAAGUAGCCAACGCAAUCGUUGAGCUACUGCUCUCAAAGGUAGUGACCCUGGGAAAUGUGCAGGUGAUCAUAGAUGGCUUCGCUGCGAUGGGAUUCCCAAACUGCGGUGGGGCUAUAGAUGGAACUCACAUCCCUAUCCUGGGAUGACCGGACCACCAGGCCAGCCAGUACAUUAACCGAAAGGGUUACUUUUCAAUGGUGCUGCAAUCACUAGUGGACCAUAGGGGACGUUUUACCAACAUCAACGUCAGAUGGCCAGGCAAGGUUCUUGACGCUUGUGUUUUCAGGAACUCUCGUCUGUUUAGACGGCUGCAGGAAGGUAUUUACUUCCUGGACCACAAAAUAACUGUUGGGGAUGUGGAGAUGACUAUAGUGAUCCUCGGGGACCCAGCCUACCCGCUAAUGCCCUGGCUCAUGAAGCCCUAUACAGGCGCCCUGGACAGUGAAAAAGAACUCUUCAACUACCAUCUGAGCAAGUGCAGAAUGGUGGUGGAGUGUGCUUUUGGACGUUUGAAGGGGAGAUGGAGAAGCUUAUUGACUUGCUCUGAUCUCAGCGAAACCAAUAUCCCCAUUGUUAUAGCAGCUUGCUGUGUGCUCCACAAUCUCUGUGAGAGCAAGGGGGAGACGUUUAUGGCGGGUUGGGAGGUUUAGGCAAAUCGCCUGGCUGCUGAUUACGCCCAACCAGACACCCAGGCGAUUAGAAGAGCCCAGCGGGACGCGCUGUGCAUCCGGGAAGCUUUGAAAGCUAGGUUCCAGAGUGACCAGGGUAACCUGUGACUAUUACGUUUUUUUAAACAGAAGCUGAACCUGCCCCCUUUUCUUUACCCAGUUAAUGUUGACUAUCCUCUCCAGUUACCAACCCCCUUUCCCCGCUUCCAACACACCUUUAAAAAUAAAAUAAAUGAAACUUUGUUCAUUAACACCA